This is a messenger RNA of Papaver somniferum (opium poppy), 1398 nucleotides long. RefSeq lists its product as uncharacterized. The transcript has a single exon. Bases 1 to 1398 code for a protein of 465 amino acids. NCBI's taxonomy places the organism in Eukaryota, Viridiplantae, Streptophyta, Magnoliopsida, Ranunculales, Papaveraceae. The record is from RefSeq and is a predicted model, not a curated record.
AUGUCUUUAAGGAGAUAUAUGUCAACCAAAUUGGGGGUUCCUCUGGCCGAUGAUUUAGAUGACGAAGAUACAAAGAAAAAUCUUCUAAUGCUAUAUCAAUGUAUGCAGCAACAUACUCAUAAUUUGCAUCAACCCGUUCCAACUCAAGUGGCAAAGAGAGAAUCAAUCAAUAGAAAUCGUUCCGAAGCGGAUGCAAGGUUGAUGCACGAUUAUUUCAUCGAUGGUUGCACUUGGGGACCAAAAAAGUUCCAUGGCUGUUUAGGUAUGUAUCGUCUCCUUUUCUUAAAAAUUAUGCACAAAAUAUGUGAGGUUGACCCAGACUUUCGAAAAAGAAAAGAUGCUGCAAGAAUUCCAGGUCAUAGCCCACACAUGAAAAUGUAUGCCGUUAUGAAGUGUCUUUGUAUAGGUAUCCCACCCGAUAGCAUUGAUGAUUAUACCCGUAUGGCUGCUUCUACUAUUUACUAUUAUAUUAAGAAGUUUUGUGAUGCAAUUAUGUUUGGGUUUAAUGCGGAAUACAUGAGACGUCCUACUAUGAAUGAUGUGAAGUGUCUUAUGAAGGAAAACGCUGUUAGAGGCUUUCCAGGAAUGCUUGGUAUCCUGGAAUGUAUGCAUUGGGGUUGUAGGGUGUGUCAACAAGAUGAGACGGGAACACACACAAGCCAAAAAAGUUAUUCCACCUGUGUUCUUGAGGCGGUUGCUUCAUACGAUAGGUGGUUUUGGCAUGGCUAUUUUGGAGUGGGUGGACCCAGCAAUGAUCUUAAUGUUUUGAAGUCCUCUAAUUUGUUUGAUGAAAAUCUCAAUGGUAUUGCACCACCUUGUCAUUUUACUAUCAAUGCGAACCAGUCGGCGCAGGGGUAUUAUUUAGUGGAUGGAAUUUAUAAGAGUUACUCUGUGUUAGUCCAAGCUUACGGUGCACCCAGUGGUAUUCCAAUUCUCGAGUUAUUUAACAAAUAUCAAAUGGAAAAGAGGAAAGAUGUGGAACGGACAUUUGGGACACUGAAAAGUAAAUUUAGGAUCCUUUACCAUAGAUGUAACUACUGGGAAAAGAAAGAUAUGAAAUCGAUCAUGAGAACCUGCUUGAUAUUGCAUAAUAUCGUUGUAGAGGAUGAACAUCGUGACUCGGAGUGGAAUUAUGUGUCAGACCCACCUCAUGCACUUAUAGUAGGUUACCUGAGGCAGAAAAGCGAGGCUUUACAAAACCCAGUUCUCCAGGAGAGACUUCGUACGGAUCUUGCAGGUCAUAUAUGGGAACGACAUGGUCAAGGUCUAAGGGAUGGUGAAAUUCCUGGAGAUGCGAUAGACAACGAGCUGGAUUCGGGAGAAGACACGGACGAGGUUGAUGUUGAUCAAGACCAUUACGACCCAGGAGGACUUUUUUUGGACUCCGAUUCAGAAUGA